Messenger RNA from Sesamum indicum (sesame), 1349 nucleotides. Its product is annotated as transcription factor MYB41-like. Lineage: Eukaryota; Viridiplantae; Streptophyta; Magnoliopsida; Lamiales; Pedaliaceae. The record is from RefSeq and is a predicted model, not a curated record.
UACAUACAACUUUGAUCACUUCUUUGUCUUAAAACUUCUCGUUUUCUUUGCAAAAUCGAACUCAAUCUCUUACUACCUUAUAUUAGUUAUCUUCUUCAUAGCACUAAUAAGCAUCAUCAAGAAUGGGAAGAUCACCGUGUUGCGAUAAGAAUGGCCUCAAGAAAGGACCGUGGACACCGGAAGAAGACACGAAGCUCAUUCAAUACAUUCAGACUCAUGGUCCUGGCAACUGGAGAACCCUUCCAAAGAAUGCAGGGCUACAAAGAUGUGGGAAGAGUUGUCGUUUGCGUUGGACGAACUACUUAAGGCCCGAUAUCAAGAGAGGGAGGUUUUCAUUCGAGGAGGAGGAAACCAUUAUCCAACUCCACAGUGUUCUUGGCAACAAGUGGUCGGCUAUCGCAGCACGAUUGCCCGGAAGAACAGACAACGAGAUCAAGAACUACUGGAACACACACAUCAGAAAGAGGCUCCUAAGAAUGGGGAUUGAUCCGGUGACUCAUGCUCCACGGCUCGACCUUCUAGACCUAUCAUCGAUCCUCACAUCACCGCAGCUCAACCUGUCGAACCUCCUCCGCCUCCAAACUCUCCUGAAUCCGGAAGCCCUAACUCUUGCUCUGAAUCUCGUGGCAGCAAACAGUGGAAACCCUGAUGGUUUACUGCAAAAGCUGCAAGAAAACCAGACGUUCUUGAAUCCUCAUCAGCUCCAAAACCAGGACGGUACAGCUUUGCAACCUAGUCAGUUCGCAAACAUUGUCAGCCAAGAAACCCCAUCAAAUCUUCUUACAACCCCCUCAUUUCCAAACCAAGACCAAUGCAUUCAAGGGAACAUGGGACAGUUUCCCAUGAAUUCUACCGAUCACUCAAACGGCCAAAUUUUCCAAGAAAACUUAACUACUCCUACUACCACUAGUGGAAGCCUAAUUCCUACUGAUCUGUCAAGCUUUUUCUAUGGAGUUUCGGAUCAAAUGAAGGCAGACAUGUCGGAAAAUUCGAGCUUCGACUCAGUUCUAUCCAGCCCGGCUCCUCUAAAUUCGGCCUCGACGUAUAUCAAUGGGAGCACAGAAGAUGAGAGGGAAAGCCUCUGCAGUGGCCUGUUGAGGUUUGACAUUCCAGAGUGUUUAGACUUGGCUGAUUUCAUGUAAAUACUCUCCUCUGAAGUUCGUUUCAGUCAUGAACUUAGCUACAAUGGACCCUCAUGGUUUUUUGUACUUAGGUCCAUUAUUCAGGUUAUAGAAGUUGGAUUUGGUUUGAUUAAUUAAUAGAAAUUUAUGUGAGAUUAUGUACAUUAGCUACAUAAUAUGGUUGCAUUUUUUUUUAUUCCUUUUAUUUUUUUCUCUUUUUCCGUGAUU